Messenger RNA from Penicillium manginii, 825 nucleotides. Its product is annotated as SDR family NAD(P)-dependent oxidoreductase. The coding region runs from base 1 to 825 and encodes 274 amino acids. NCBI's taxonomy places the organism in Eukaryota, Fungi, Ascomycota, Eurotiomycetes, Eurotiales, Aspergillaceae. Gene Ontology annotation, molecular function: oxidoreductase activity. The transcript is spliced from 2 exons. The record is from RefSeq and is a predicted model, not a curated record.
AUGUCUCAACCCCCGCCUCCUCAAGAUCCGAUCCCAAAUCGCCUACGGGACUUGGUUGCUCUCAUUACAGGAGCUGCUGGAAAUAUUGGUCUAGAAUCUGCUCGUCGAUAUCUUCUUGAAGGCGCAAAGGUCGUGCUGGUAGACAAAAAUCCACAAAAGCUGUCUCAAUCAAAGGAGAAGCUGAUUAGUGCGAUCCGGGAUUUACCUGAUGGGGAGAACCUGAACUCAGAUGACUUGAUUCUCACUGUUCAGGCGGAUGUUACUUCCGAGGAGGACGUUAAGCGAUAUGUCGACGAAAGCACUCGGAAAUUCGGCAGGAUUGAUGUUGCACUACUCUGCGCGGGUAUCUCAUACGGGUCCACUAGCAUUUUGGAAACUGAUGUCAACCUUUACGACGAGGUUAUGAAAGUUAAUUGUCGGUCAAUUUUCCUCGGUGUGAAGCAUUGUGGCCAAGCCAUGAAAGAUUCUGGGAAAGGAGGGAGUAUUGUCUUGAUCUCUUCAAUCGCUGGCCUCCGUGCAACACCUGGUCUGUCAGCAUAUUCCACUUCGAAGUUCGCUCUGCGUGGUCUCUGUAUCACUGCUGCUGCUGAACUUGGCCAGUACAAUAUUCGUGUCAACACGGUCCAUCCAUGUGGUGUCAAUACCCCCAUGUUCCGGGCCACCUGGCCUGAAGAAAAAAUGAAGAGUAUGCUAUCAACUGUUCCUCUCGGUAGAUGGGCAGAAGUUGCGGAUGUUGCAGCCCUAUUGGCAUUUUUGGGAAGCGCGGACUCUCGAUUCUUGACCGGUGGAGCUCUCAAGGUGGAUGGUGGCAUUGUUAUGUACUAG